ACUAACAGUAGCCAACAUUACGGCCAGUAUCGCGCAAAUAUCGCUCGAGAACGGUUAGCGAAUUUUGAGUGUCACAAAAGCCACUUCAGUUUCGUGCCAAACCGCUGUGUUCGAUAUAUGCGAUUUUAUUGAGUGAUAUAAUCGUAAUCACCCUUGCCUGCAGAAGUUAUUAUAAUGGCUCACACCAACGGCACUGCCCAUCAUCCAGGAAGGAAACCGAAACCCUUGCACAUGAGACCAUGGAACGACAAUGUGGACGAUCUGGAAAAUAUCCCCGGAACCCCUAAAACCCCACGUACGUCAACGACUCCAGGUCACGAAAAAUGCACCUUCCAUCAUGAUCUCGAACUGGACCAUCGGCCCCCAACGAGAGAGGCGAUGCUCCCAGAGAUGGCCAGAUCGUACACACUGUUACUGAGUUCUCUUGGGGAAAACCCCGAUCGUCAAGGUCUCAUUAAGACACCUGAGAGAGCAGCCAAAGCCAUGCUCUUUUUCACCAAAGGAUAUGAUCAAAGUUUGGAAGAGGUCCUUAACGAUGCAAUCUUCGACGAAGAUCAUGACGAAAUGGUUGUGGUAAAGGACAUCGAAAUGUUCUCGAUGUGCGAACAUCACCUGGUUCCUUUUUACGGCAAAGUAUCCAUAGGAUACUUGCCGUGUGGAAAGGUAUUAGGUUUAAGUAAACUAGCUCGAAUUGUCGAGAUUUAUUCGAGAAGAUUACAAGUUCAAGAAAGGUUAACCAAACAAAUUGCCCAUGCAGUUACCAAGGCUGUUCAACCUGCUGGAGUUGCAGUUGUCGUGGAAGCAGUGCACAUGUGCAUGGUCAUGAGAGGUGUCCAGAAAAUAAACAGCAAAACUGUGACGUCAACAAUGCUCGGUGUCUUCAGAGACGAUUCGAAAACAAGAGAGGAAUUUUUAAAUCUCGUCCACAGCAAAUAAAAAAAUCGAAUCAACCGUUUUAUUAAUGAUUAUUUUUAGUACUUAUCUAAUUAAUUAAGUUAUUAUUUUUUUGUUACUAAAAUGUCAUAGAACGAUUGAAAGGAGAAGUCCUACGAUCUUUCGUAGUUCUUCCUUAUUACGAACCUGUACUUACGAUUAGUUAGUUGGUGACCUUCAGGGGCGCAAUAAGGGGGAGUCCGCGGGUGCCCUGGCAAGUCAAUUCCAAUCGAUUCACGUAAUAACCCAAAUUCGGUUCAAAUAGUUAAAGCUGGAAAAUGAACAACCGAAAUGAUUUUUAAAUUUUAGCCAUUUAAAUAUGAGACCAGCCGAACUCGAUUUUUCGAUUUUUCCGAUGAGCACCUACUUAAAGUUGUUGCGCCCCUCGUGACCUUAAUAACAAAGGGAUCAUAAAUUCUAUCUAUUUUGUUUGAUUAGGUAUGAAGAAAGUAUUAUUAUUAAAAUAUCUGUUAUAACUUUUAAAAUGAAUUCGUUUUAAAAUGCUAGAAAAAUUAUUUAAAAAGGCACUAAUAAUUAUAAAAAGGGUCCAAAUAAAUCUUUUUAGAACUCUUUAAAAUCAAGCUGACUUGUUAUGGUUCUUGAAAUUGAAAGAAGCAAAAUAGCAUCAUUUUGUAUUUAAUUGUACAUUUCAAAUCACUUUUGCGCCCAAACUGUUUAGAUUAGGCUAGGUUGGGUUAACAACAGCGGUGACUUGAUUCAAGUGUAUUUUUGUUGAUGCUUCUAAAUAUUUAUAGUACGUAAAUGCGAAUGUCUAGAAAAUCACAACCCUAUAAACAUAUCUAAAUGUUAAAAAUUUGCUUACUACAGGAAGCACUUGUGCAUUUGGUUUUAUUAAUUGUUUCAUUGAAUUAUCAUAAGAGUUGUACCAAUGGCUAAUAUCCUUCGAAUGUGUAAUUUUUUUUGCUUCUUUUUACAGAAUAUCCGAAGGUAAUUUUAGGAAUAAAUUAAUCGGAAAUCUGAAUAUAUUUAUUUUAUUACAAUGCUAACGUUCACAUUGGGACCAAUAAUUACAAGUCAGAAAAAUCACAUCGUAACUGUAAUUUAUUUUAAAUAAGCAAUGUCAUAUUUGCACUAGAUAUUGCUAGAACUAACAUCCAAUUUCAUUUCCAAAAAUGAUUUUUCAUAUUUAUUUCCACGUAUGCACAUCACAUAUAUUUUUAAAAUGAUUACUUGUCUGCAUUGGCGAAUUUAACACUUAUUUAAUUAGUACACCUACGUAUAUUUAUAAUGAAAUUUUGAUUUGUUUCUUACCAUGUAAAAUUUGUGAUGUAAACGAAAACGAAACUAAGCAACAAUAUAUUUUUUAAAAUGUUAUUUACUUCGUUUAACAGCAGGGUCCACAUUUUUUGUACAAUCGAUU
Agrilus planipennis (emerald ash borer) is the source of this 2314-nucleotide messenger RNA. RefSeq names its product GTP cyclohydrolase 1 (gene Pu). The transcript has 4 exons. The coding region runs from base 175 to 936 and encodes 253 amino acids. NCBI's taxonomy places the organism in Eukaryota, Metazoa, Arthropoda, Insecta, Coleoptera, Buprestidae. Gene Ontology annotation, biological process: tetrahydrobiopterin biosynthetic process; tetrahydrofolate biosynthetic process. The record is from RefSeq and is a predicted model, not a curated record. Gene Ontology annotation, molecular function: GTP cyclohydrolase I activity; GTP binding; zinc ion binding. Gene Ontology annotation, cellular component: cytoplasm.